Lethenteron reissneri (Far Eastern brook lamprey) is the source of this 2592-nucleotide messenger RNA. Its product is annotated as zinc finger protein 664-like. NCBI's taxonomy places the organism in Eukaryota, Metazoa, Chordata, Hyperoartia, Petromyzontiformes, Petromyzontidae. Gene Ontology annotation, biological process: regulation of transcription by RNA polymerase II. Gene Ontology annotation, molecular function: RNA polymerase II cis-regulatory region sequence-specific DNA binding; DNA-binding transcription factor activity, RNA polymerase II-specific. The record is from RefSeq and is a predicted model, not a curated record.
AUACCCGGAAGUUUCCGUUCCACUCGCCGCUCACAGAGGUUCAAGAAUUGGUCUGAUGGAGCAAAGGCACUCAGCGCAGCUCGGUGCAAAAAGGCAACAAUGCGACCAGUGUGCAUACAGCACGGAUCGUGCUAUAAACUUGAUAGAGCACCAGAGAACACACACAGGAGAGAAACCCUUCAAGUGCAGUGUGUGUGAGAUGGCAUUUGCAUGGUCAUCAAAUCUUAAAAAACACCAGAGAACACACACGGGAGAGAAACCCUUCAAGUGCACUGUGUGUGAGAAGGCAUUUGCACGGUCAUCAGUUCUUCAGAGCCACCAGAGAACACACACAGGAGAGAAACCCUUCAAGUGCACUGUGUGUGAUAAGGCGUUUUCACAGUCAACAAUUCUUCAAAGCCACCAGAGAACACAUACGGGAGAGAAACCCUUCAGAUGCAGUGUGUGUGGGAAGGCAUUUUCAGUUUCUUCUACUCUUAAAAAUCACCAGAGAACACACACAGGAGAUAAACCCUUUAAGUGUACUCUGUGCGGGAAGGCGUUUGCACAGUCACCACAUCUUCAAAGACACCAGAUAACACACAAGCAUCAGAAGACCCCGAAUGAGUGGAGUCUGAAAUCGGUUUGUGUAAGUAAAAUUGCUGCAAUGAGCCCAUCCCUCAUAAAACAAGAACCAGAAGAAACCCCAGCUUGGACACUGAAAGGUAUCAAGGUGAAAUAUGAAGAGGUGAAGGUGAAAUGUGAAGAAGUGACAGUGAAGAGCGAAGAAGUGAAGGUAAAAUGUGAAGAUGAAGAUUCAAAUCCAACAUUGGACCUUCACAUGGAUGAAGGCGACGUGAAGCAGGAGGAGAAUUCUGACUGUGAGGCAGAGCGAAGAAACUCCCAGCAGUUUGUGGAAGUGGAGGUGUGGGUGGACUUCCUAGACAAUACAAAGUCAAAUGGAGACCCGGUAGAUGUGCAAACUUGAGACAAUAAAGCUCCAAUAGAUUCAUCUUUGUCACAUGUCUUUAAUGAAAAUAAUGUGAAGUUUAACACUCAAUUCCUAGGUUCAAACUGGAAAGUGAGAUGCAGCCAUUAUUUGUGGACCUGUGGGUUGGGUAGAUAUCUAACCAGGAGCGAGAGUCAAUAAGCUCCCAAGCAUUCACUAUGUUAUGAUAAUAAUUGCAUUUAUAUGGUGCUUGCUUAAUUGCCUCAUCAACUCAGAGUUUCGUAUCAUAUCUCAUCACAAACACUCGAAGAGUACACCCAAGUGGCAGCUGCCUCUGUGUGGCAACAGGUGGCCCUGCACGAGCCUGCAUGUGGGCAUGAGUCUGUCAAUAGGGGGCGAUGAUUGAUGUGUAACCUCAGUUGUGUAAUUUGUGGGUAAUGUUUCGAACUUGACAAAUUUUGACCACGACGCCAGCAUGCAAUGGCCUCGUUUUAAAUGACACGAAUGUAUGUUUUACAUCCAAUAUUGAGCAGAUGGUGCAUUUGUAUUUAAUGUUCCUGGACUAACCAAGGGUGCCUGUCGGAUUUGAACCUUUAACCUCUGCUACAAAUGCACGACCACUUGUCUUCCCUCAAUCUGAGUGCUGCAGGUGUAGACCUCAUCCAGACAGAAAUUAACUUCUAAAUAUAAUAUAACAUGAUGAAGUACAUUUCGGUACAGUAAUGACAUUUUAUCACUAUGCCUAUCGAUCAUUUGAAUUAUCAUUUUACGUACACUUGUCUGAUUGUGUGUCAGCCUGAAGGGUAAUUGCGGGUAUGGGCAAGGUUCGGUAACUAAUAAAGGGGGCGUAUCUGGGUUAAAGUUAAAAGGUGGGGUUAGUCGGGAAGCUCCGGGAACAUGGAUCAUUCAUCAGUUACAAGGCAUACCACUUAAAAUGUAUGUAUAGGAGAUACAUUCUCCACAACACGAUUUCUAAUUUUGUAUUACGUGUUUACAGUGAGGGAAAAAAGUAUUUGAUCCGCUGCUGAUUUUGUACGUUUGCCCACUGACAAAAAAAUGAUCAGUCUAUAAUUUUAAUGGUAGGGUUAUUUGAACAGUGAGAGACAGAAUAACAACAAUAUCCAGAAAAACGCAUGUCAAAAAUGUUAUAAAUUUAUUUGCAUUUUAAUGAGGGAAAUAAGUAUUUGACCCCCUCUCAAUCAGAAAAAUGUAUGUUGAGACACCACCAAUAACACCACCAAUAACAUCCCACAGGUGGCGUGCACUGAAUCAAUGAUGCACUCCCAGAAGACUCCUAUUUAUAGUUUGCCUUAAACAUUCCUUUGUUUCGUGCAGAUACCGAUAAAUUAAAGAUACGUCGUGUCUGCUGAUUUGUUUCAUAGCAAGGAGGUAAUUUUAUGAGCACAUUUGAUAUAGGAAUUUGUUACAGAUUUGUAUUCAGUUAUAAGGCAGAGCACAUCGAGGAGAUACGUUCCCAAGAUAUUUAAGUUUUUACAUUUUACAUCUAUGUUUAUUGUGUAGAUAGAGUUUUACUCAUAAAUUGUAAACCUAGGUAUUUUCAUGUGUUUAUGGUUGCUUUACAUGAUAACAUGUCACCUGUCCUGUUCAUGUAACACUUAAAAAAAUCAGUAAAAGGGUUAUAUAAAUAAAACAAAUUUACGAAA